AUGUUACACCUAAAGCGUCCUGGCGACUCGAAUCGCCUUCCAAAUACAGCCGUUAACGGUGUUGAGCCUUGUGAAGUCAAAAGCCAUUGCAAUCACGAGGGAGCUGACGAUCAGCGUCCAAAAUCGGCCAACGAACGAGGUGAAGGUUCGGUUUCUACCCCACGUCAACGACAGCGUCACGACUCCAUAGACAAGUGGAUGAUUCCUGCUGAGGAGAUCCAGAAGGGACCACGAAUUGGUUCCGGUUCUUUUGGAACUGUUUUCAAGGGCUACUGGCAUGGUGAUGUAGCUAUCAAGGAGCUCAACGUGGUCGAACCGACGCCUACUGAGUUGAAAGCCUUUAAGAAUGAAGUAAAUGUGCUCAGGUAA
This is a messenger RNA of Rodentolepis nana, 369 nucleotides long. NCBI's taxonomy places the organism in Eukaryota, Metazoa, Platyhelminthes, Cestoda, Cyclophyllidea, Hymenolepididae. The record is from the annotation of a GenBank genome assembly.